AUGACCAUAAAGGAGAUGCUUAUGACGCGUUGGGUCCCUUCUCGCGAAAAGAGAGAGAUUCUGACAGCUCAAGAAUACCUAAACAAUGUGGAACUUGUCUGCAUGCUUGAUCUCGCACGACUUGAAAAGAUUGUCAUCGGCAGCCCUUCCAUACUCACCAUCAACGACUGGCAUAGAUUUUCGGGCAAGAUAUUUCGACACUGGGAUACCAGCCUCGAUACAAAGGAGAAUGAAAACCUCACAUUUUAUGAAUCUCUUCCUGCAGAGCAUUCUGUCAAGGUUGGAUCAACCACGAACCUGUCUAGUGUGUCAGUCUAUGCCUAUCUCACUAUCAUCAGUGUUGUCGUUGAACCCAACCGGCUCAAUCUGUCAUGGAACGAUUGCAUGGGGCGUUAUAUAGCCCAUACCGACAUUAAAUUUGAUUGCUCGAUGGAAGAAUGUCUCAACUUGGCCAUACCCCAAUAUGACCAUUCCGUGGCAGAUCGUGUCAACCGGUACAACGAGCGCGCUAUCAUUGCUACUGCUCGUCGUCGGAUCGUCAAUUUUCCCAGGCAGGGCACCGAAUCUGCACCAUUUCUUCAUACCUGGGACAAGGUACCUCCUAUAAAGCCGCUCAUAUUUGCCGCUAUUAAUCCCGAUCAACGGUGGAACCUAAUCCGUAACACGGUGGAGCAAUUGCGAAGACCUCAAAAGCUAGGAGCCAAAAUGUCCUCACUAUAG
This is a messenger RNA of Fusarium sp. VM40, 720 nucleotides long. Lineage: Eukaryota; Fungi; Ascomycota; Sordariomycetes; Hypocreales; Nectriaceae. The record is from the annotation of a GenBank genome assembly.